AUGGGUAUCAUACACGCCAACAAUCGAGAGUCUGGGGCAUUGGACCCAGUGCCAAUUCUUUCACAAGAUGGUCCGAAUCAAGACGACGCUCGCCCAACCGUAGCUCACGACGAGGUCUUUGGCGAUAUCACAGAAGAUGGACCCAACUACCGCGAUGUUGGUUGGCUAGGCACUUCUGCACUCAUGAUGAAGACCCAAAUCGGACUGGGCAUCCUCUCGAUCCCGUCGGCGUUUCACACUCUGGGUCUCGUCCCCGGCCUCAUAUGUCUGCUCGUCAUUGGAGGCAUCACCACUUGGUCUGACUAUAUUAUUGGGACAUUCAAACUUAACCACCGCGAGGUGUACGGUAUUGACGAUGCAGGCGGUAUCUUGUUUGGGCGCUUCGGACGAGAGGUGCUUGGGAUCAGCUUUUCUUUGUUGGCCGCAAUAAUCGUCUUUCUAUGUGCUAGCAUCCGCACCCUGGGUCGCAUAAGUUGGCUUGCAUGGGUGGGAGUGAUCUCUCUCCUGGCAGGCGUCUAUGUCGUUACCAUAGCCGUCAGCAUCCAAGACCGACCCUCAGCAGCUCCAAAGAUAAAUCUCCAACACGAAUGGAAGUCCGACUACCAGCUGUAUGGAAAGCCGAGCUUCACGGAAGCAAUGUCGGCUCUCUCGACAAUGGUCUUUGCCUAUGCUGGCACACCCCUGUUUUUCCCUAUUGCUGCAGAGAUGCGCGACCCUCGCCAUUAUACCAAAGCGAUGCUGCUCUGCCAGUCCGUUGCGACGGCGACAUAUAUCAUUGUGGGAGUUAUCAUCUACUAUUACUGUGGCUCCUAUGUUGCCUCGCCUGCUCUGGGUUCCGCUGGCAAGACUAUUAAGCAAGUUGCUUACGGCCUUGCUUUGCCAGGUCUGAUUGUUGGUGCAACCAUCAAUGCUCAUGAGUACUGUCAGAGUGAUCGGUCUUAUAAGCAAAUCGAGUCAGAUUAUCGGAGCAGAGAUAUUAUAUUCGAGGGGAUCCAAUUUAAUGAGGUCAUGUCUCUCACCUGGCGCAUCUCAGUCAACGGGGAGACUGAUAGCCCUGAAGACUAUCUCUCAACUGCCUUGGGCGUCAUCUUCCCCGACGAUAUCACGAAUCAGCAUGGCGAUGAUGAACACAACCUCUCAUAUGCCUCACCUCAUCUCCCCAAGUCCCUUGUUAUCGACCUCGCCGACCCUGUAAAGGAGGAUCACCGCAAGCUGUUCUCACACUACCUCUGGAAUUCUUCCCUCCUGCUCGCAGAGUUCAUCGAGGCCGACUCUCUCAGCAUUCCUCUUGAGAACCCUCGUGAGGCACAGGAUACCAUUUCAUUCAACGUGAAGGGGUUGGAGACUCUUGAGCUCGGAGCCGGAACCGCGUUACCGAGUAUCAUGGGUGGCCUGCUAGGCGCAAAGCGCGUCGUUGCCACAGACUAUCCAGCUGAGCCCGUCCUCAAAACCCUUCGCACCAACGUCGCUCGCAACAUCCAACCCUCUCUAUCACCCGCUGGCGCUGAGGCAACUCCCUCCUCUGCAGUCUCCGUCCAGGGCCAUUCCUGGGGUGAGCUCGAUGACACUUUCAGCACAUCAGCUGCUCACUCGUUCGACCGUGUCAUUGCCGCCGAUUGUCUCUGGAUGCCUUGGCAACACCAGAACCUUCACCGCUCCAUCGCCCACUUUCUCAAGCAAAUCCCUGAGGCUAGGUGUUGGGUUGUCGCUGGUUUCCAUACUGGUCGAACAAAGAUGAGCGGGUUUUUUGAUGCAGCGGCGCUUCAGAAGUUCGGACUCGAGGUUGAGAGGAUCUGGGAGAGAGACUGCAACGGCGAGGAGAGGCCAUGGGAUACUGAACGUGAGGACGAUGUUACGGUGCGCAAGAGGUGGCUCGUCGUCGCUUCGCUGAAGUGGAUUUCAACCUCAUGA
This is a messenger RNA of Fusarium tjaetaba, 1911 nucleotides long. RefSeq names its product neutral amino acid permease. The record is from RefSeq and is a predicted model, not a curated record. The transcript is spliced from 5 exons. Gene Ontology annotation, biological process: peptidyl-lysine dimethylation. Gene Ontology annotation, molecular function: protein-lysine N-methyltransferase activity. The coding region runs from base 1 to 1911 and encodes 636 amino acids. NCBI's taxonomy places the organism in Eukaryota, Fungi, Ascomycota, Sordariomycetes, Hypocreales, Nectriaceae.